Molecule: messenger RNA, 560 nt
Organism: Dimorphilus gyrociliatus
Lineage: Eukaryota; Metazoa; Annelida; Polychaeta; Dinophilidae
Source: the annotation of a GenBank genome assembly
ACCUUGAGUGAUAGAGUCUAUGUUUUUCCCUGUAAAAUUUCCACAUGGCUAACAGUGGAAUUGAUUUUAAUGUCUUCGAUGAGGUUAUUAAGAGGGUACUCGGCGGUUGGACAGGAUAUCAGUUAGCAAUUCAACAUAGUUCAGGAGGUGCUCAUACGAAGGAAAAGUCUGAAUGGUUUAUUUGGGCAAUUUCAGAUUUCUUUAAACAAAAUGCUAAUUUGUUUCCCGACGAAGUAGAAGAUUUUAUAACUGAUAUUCUUAAUACCGAAUUUAACACUAUACUAGAAGAUGGAAGUAUACAACAGAUUAGUAGCAAAUUAUGUGAAUUUUUCAAAAUGGUCAAAGAGGGAGAUUACGAAAAUCUGAAGACAAGAGUUAAUGUUAUACCUGGAUCUGCAGUAGGAAAUUCUCAGUCAUUGCCUAAUGACGAUGAUUCAGACGAUAGCGAAGAAGGCGAACCUAAUCUAGUGCCAGCCACAUCAAACCCACCUAAGAAUGAAAGUAGACCAGAGCCUAUGGACGAUGAUGGUUGGACUGUUGUGAAUAGGAAAAAACACUGA